Messenger RNA from Recurvomyces mirabilis, 2907 nucleotides. It is a transcript of the gene utp13, whose product is annotated as U3 small nucleolar RNA-associated protein 13. Gene Ontology annotation, biological process: endonucleolytic cleavage in 5'-ETS of tricistronic rRNA transcript (SSU-rRNA, 5.8S rRNA, LSU-rRNA); endonucleolytic cleavage to generate mature 5'-end of SSU-rRNA from (SSU-rRNA, 5.8S rRNA, LSU-rRNA). The coding region runs from base 1 to 2907 and encodes 968 amino acids. Gene Ontology annotation, cellular component: nucleolus; 90S preribosome; small-subunit processome. The record is from RefSeq and is a predicted model, not a curated record. The transcript is spliced from 2 exons. Lineage: Eukaryota; Fungi; Ascomycota; Dothideomycetes; Mycosphaerellales; Teratosphaeriaceae. Gene Ontology annotation, molecular function: protein binding; U3 snoRNA binding.
AUGGCGCUCAAGGCAGAUGGCAAGACGACCUUUGAGCCGGCUCGGGUCAUCCAGCCAAUCUAUACUGGUGGCGCCGUUGCUCUGAGUGAGGAUGGAAGACUGCUGGCUACCACAUUGGGCGAGGAAGCGCUGGUCACAGAUCUGAAUACUGGCGCACACCUCGCUCGCAUAGAAGGCGACGGCGAACCACUGACCACCCUGGCAUUAUCACCUGAUGCGAGCUACCUUGUAACAUGCUCUCGAUCACUUUCCUUGCGGACAUAUGCGCUACAUCCCUCCGAGACUCUUGACGACGCAAUCAAUGCGAAGCUCCUCCGGACGAUCAAACCCCACAGCACACCCGUCAUCACAGUCGCCGUUGAUGCGACAAGUUCUCUACUAGCCACAGGCGCAGCAGAUGGCUCGAUCAAAGUCUGGGACUUGCGAGGCGGCUACACGACUCACACGUUCCACGGCCAUAGCGGCAUUAUCUCUGCGCUGCACUUCUUCGAGGUUGACACUAUCGACUCCGAGCAAAUGGGGAAGGGCAAGAAGAGGAAGAGCAAGCAGCGAAGUGCUGAGGCUGUGGAAGUUCAGCCGGAUGGCGCCACCGCUGGGUACAGGCUGGCAUCUGGUGGCGAGGAUGGCAAGGUCAGAGUUUGGGAUCUGCAUAAGAGAAAGGGUGUAGCGACGUUGGACGCACAUGUCUCCGUUAUUCGAAGCCUCAGCUACUCGCCCGAAGCACGGCUGUUACUCUCCGCCAGCAGAGACAAGACUGCGAUACUGUGGGAUGCUCGGACAUGGCAGCAAAAUUCUACUGUGGCAGUAUUGGAGGUCGUGGAAAGGGCUGGGUUUCUCAUGAAUGGUCGAUUUCUGUUCACGGCAGGCGAAACAGCACGCGUGCGAAUAUGGAGCACAGAAGGCGGUGCAGAGUUGACCGAGGAGCAAGAAUCUGGUGCAGAGAAUGAAGCGAUAGUGGAUGUGCUACAUCAUAAUGGCUUGCCGUUCUUGCUCUCUGUACAUGCUGAUCAGACACUUUUGCUUUACGACCUCGGAUAUCUCACCACACUCGAAUCGACCACAACUUCUCAGCUUCCAGUUCUACCUGUUCUCAGACGAAUCUCUGGAACACACGACGAAGUCAUCGACCUUGCAUAUAUCGGCACUGAUCGCAAACAAUUAGCUCUCGCCACGAAUCUCGAAGACAUCCGCAUAGUAUCCCUCGACAGCGUCGACGAGGGCACUGGCUCUUCGUACUUCGGCGCGGAUGUGGGACUUCUCAAGGGUCACAGCGACAUUAUCAUCACUCUCUCGAUAGACUGGUCUGGCCACUGGCUAGCUACUGGUGCAAAGGACAAUACUGCGAAGCUAUGGCGAUUAGAUCCUGCGAAUGUCGACUAUACCUGUCACAGCACUUUCACUGGUCAUGCUGAGAGCAUAGGUGCUGUCGCAUUGCCGAGUGCGUCUCCACCGUCUGGUUCGAAGGAGUAUAAUUCUCCGCUAGGUUACCCACCAAAAUUUCUGGUCACCGGCAGUCAGGACAAGACUGUGAAGCGAUGGGAUGUUCCUGCUUCGUCUGGUAAAGCAGCACGAGCGGCUUACACCCGCAAAGCGCACGACAAGGAUAUCAAUGCCAUUGCUACGUCAUACUCGUCUACUUCGCCUCUCUUCGCAUCGGCCAGUCAGGAUCGAACGGUCAAAAUCUGGGAUACCGAGACCGGCGAAGCGGUCGGUGUGCUACGUGGGCACAAGCGAGGAGUCUGGUCCGUCGCCUUCUCGCCACCAGGCAUGCCUGCAUUGACAACAGGUGAGGGCGGUGGCGCGAGCAGUGCCAAGGGCAUGGUCGUCACGGGUAGUGGCGACAAAACGGUCCGGAUAUGGAGUCUUAGCGACUACAAUUGUUUGCGGACCUUCGAAGGACACGCGAAUAGUGUGCUGAAAGUGGUGUGGCUACCUGCGCCCCAGGCAGGAAGGAAGGGGGGGAGUGCGAGGAACGUACAGGUUGCCAGUGCGGCUGGCGAUGGUUUGGUGAAGGUGUGGGAUACGCAGAGUGGCGAGUGCGCUGCUACGCUGGACAACCAUAUCGAUCGGGUGUGGGCCCUUGCUGUGAAGCCGUCGACUGCACUGGAGGAAAAGUCAAAAGAUGAUUCCGAGGGCGUUCAAAUGACGGAUGAUAACGACGGAGACGAGGACGAGGUUGAGGACGUGCCACAGGAGGCGACCCUCGAAUUGGUUUCAGGCUCCGCAGACAGCACCCUUACAUUUUGGCACGACACCACUUCCGCCACAGCACUAGCUGUAACACAACAAACGACACAACGCGUAGAACAGGAUCAAGAACUACAAAACUACAUCCGAUCACAGAACUACCGUGAAGCUAUCGUCCUUGCCCUGCAACUCAACCACCCGAAACGACUUCUGGACCUCUUCAACGCCGUGGUGAAUGGCCCACAAGAGCCAGGUAGCUUCGUGGGGAAGAAAGACGUGGAUGGCGUGAUCGCUAGUUUAAGCGACAACCAACUCUGGGAUCUACUCCGCCGAGUCAGAGACUGGAAUGCCAAUGGUCGCACACACAACACUGCUCAACAUGUCCUACACGCUAUCCUUCGACUCGUGCCCAAGGAUCGACUUCUACGCUUGCGAAGUCGGAGGAGGAACAAGGCUGCUGACGACGAUGCGGAGGAUGUGGAUGGUGCGUUGGCGAAAGGUAUGAAAGAUGUGGCAUUGAGGGAUAAGGAGAGCCUGAAGGAUGUUCUCGACGGUCUGAAGGCGUAUACGCAGCGGCAUUUUGAGAGGUUAGAGAAGGUGGGGGAGGAGAGAUUUGUGCUUGUCUGGGCGUUGCAGCAGAUGGAUGCUGUGGGUGGUGCUGUGGACGGCAUUGGCAAUGAGAAAGAAAACAAUGUGAUGUUGUUGGAUGGGAUGGAAUAG